AUGAGGGAAGUCAAUUUCAGCAUCCCGAACGUCAACAAGGCGUCGGUGGGCAUCACCACCGCCCUUUACGACAGACGAGCCCUCGACUGCACAUCCACGCUACCUCUGAUCAACUCUUUAAAUCACCUGGCAUAUCUCACGACCUCCUCUGCUCGCAUUCGAGACAUCCUCACCGUCGAUGGAGGCAUCGAGCGCCUAAUAUGUAUCCUCAAGCAGGGCAGGAGCAAGGACAUGAUGGACAUGUGGAAAUGGAACCUGGCUUUUCAAUGUGUCGUCAACAUAGGAGUUAGAGGCACCGAGGCCGUCCGCACCAGGGUCGUCGAGGCCGACAUGGUCCCCGUCAUCGCCACAAUCCUCGACAAUUAUAUCAAGGUUACAGAAAAAUUGAGGGAAAAGGAAGAAAAGAAGAAGCGGCUGCAGGACCACCCCAGCCGGUCCAGGCACGACCACAGCGGCGUCUCCAAGUCUGGCAGCUUUUCCAAUCGGUCGGGGCGACUAGACGUGGACCACAGAGCUUUUCGACGACAGGCGCCUCCGCCCAGUAUCGACAUUACCUCCGUAUCCUUCCCUGCUGGUGCCGGCCCUUCGGCCCCAGCUGAGCAACCGCAAGCCGACAUCACACCCACCAUCUCGCAGUAUCCUGUCACAACUCCUCCGGAGCGGCCACCGUUCCACACCCACCGCCACCACCACCAUCACAGAACUCAAGAUCCGCGACAACACGCCACCAACCCACCUCGCCAAUCCCUCCAGCCGCUUGCGUCCACGGUUGCCAACGCGGACAAUGACACUUUUAUCCGACCAGUGCGGGAUGUUGAUAGGCUGGCAUCCAUGAUGCCUUUCGGCCUUCACUCAUUGUCUUCGCAGCCGACCUCGCCAACAACCCCUCUCCCGCCCCCUCAAAUGAGGUCUCCGACCGUCCGUCCUGCUUCGGGCCUGGCACAAGCCUCAAGAUCUCGGCGUCGUCCGUCCAUACGUCACCAGAACUCCACCGCCGACUCGGACGACCUGAACGGCGACAGCAUGCAAUCGGAUGACUCACCCGAUGCCGAAAUGUCGGGAACUGCUGACAUCCAGGACGUUGGAAUCCAGGACAUCAGCAUGGAGGGCGAGGACAGCAUACUGGCCGAGACCUCGAUCGAUUUGACACCCCCGAAUGGAUCAGAAACUCAGCAAGAUGGGACUUUCAAUAUCACGCACCGGACGCCAAUGGACGGGAGCAUAAUGAACACCACUCCCACCCCUGGGCCAACACUUGGCUUGUCCCCAAACAGGCCUCCAAUGGUCAGCCCUCCGCAGCCAACAAUGCCAACCGCCAGCGUCCCGCAUUAUCUCCUCGGCCGUCAGAUGAACCCCAAUCCGCAAAUGAUGGCCGCCAUGCCUCGUGAGGAGGACGUGCUCAUGUCUCUACAGCUCCUCGCCUAUGUCUCCAAAUACUGCAAUCUCCGUACUUACUUCCAAAAGAGCCAUCUGGUGCCGCGGUUGAAAAUCGGAAAGGAAAUCACAGCUCUUGAUAACGAUGACCUGCCGAUGGAGCUGUCCGACGACGAGGAGGAGUUUGAGGAGGAGUACCUUCUGCCCAACGACCUGAACAUUUUUCCCUUGGUCGAGAAGUUCACGGUCCGCUACCACAGUACAGACAUGCAGUACUGGGCCGGGGUCGUUAUGAGGAACCUGUGCCGAAAGGAUGACACUCGGGGCGGCAUCCGUCAAUGCGCUUAUUACCAGUGCGGGAAGUGGGAAGAGUACACCCGCCAGUUUGCCAAAUGUCGGCGAUGCCGGCGAACAAAAUACUGCAGCAAGGAGUGUCAAAAGAGCGCCUGGGCUUUCCAUCGCCAUUGGUGUGUCGCUGCAACGCAAUGA
Diaporthe citri is the source of this 1863-nucleotide messenger RNA. RefSeq lists its product as uncharacterized. The record is from RefSeq and is a predicted model, not a curated record. The transcript has a single exon. Gene Ontology annotation, biological process: establishment or maintenance of cell polarity; ubiquitin-dependent protein catabolic process. NCBI's taxonomy places the organism in Eukaryota, Fungi, Ascomycota, Sordariomycetes, Diaporthales, Diaporthaceae. Gene Ontology annotation, cellular component: MUB1-RAD6-UBR2 ubiquitin ligase complex. Bases 1 to 1863 code for a protein of 620 amino acids.